AUGAUUAUCAGAUCACCAAUAAGAACAAAGACCAAAUCAUUCAGAGGCGACCAAAUAGAUUUUAAAUUUCCGUCCACCGAAAGCUUACCAAGAGGAACGAUGGAAGAAUAUCACCUAAACAAUCACCACCUUUUGAACAAUACUUUAGGUGGAGAAAAUCCAGUCACACACGAUGAAGACGCCACCUCUCAAAUUUUAUCUGACUAUACAUCCGCAUCCAAUACAAAUACAAAUUCUGGCUACUCCUCUAAUGGAUACUAUUCAUUUGCUAAUAUCUCCGACAACACCACAUCAUCUCCACGAAUUAUUGUCAACCCAAAUGAAGCCACUAACAGAUUGACAUCCUCAGACUCUAACAAAAGCGACUAUUUUGCUUCCCAUGAUGUACAAAACGAUGAUUCUUUACAUUAUAGUAGUUCAAGUGUGGUAAGAAACCAACUACAUUCGAUGGAAGUUAUUCCAGAGGGAAAUGUAACCGGCUCAGUAUCGUCAGCUCUCCAGACCAUUCCAACUGCAGAAAACGUUUCCUACAACAUCGCAUCGUCAUCGGCAUCAUCGAUAUCGUCAAAGGGAACGACACCCAACGGAACGCUGCAGCCAACGCAGGAGGCUGAAACCAUAAUCAAUCCGAAAUUGGAGAAACAUGAAGAAGUUAUUAAACAAAAAAAGCCAGUCCCAGAAUGUAAAAAAAAGCUAAACAGAGUUCCUACCAUAAAACAGGUCGGGUCUUUAAAAUCUUCGAAUUCUAGAUACAAUUCUAGUGCCAGUAGCAGGUCAACUAGCGCUCGUGGCAGCUUAAAGCGAUCCAAGGCUAUUAGAUGCAAAGGCGGUCUCUUGUAUUAUUUUACUUCACUGGGAAUUAGGAUAAAAAAAACGCUACACAGACUAAGAUCAGCCAUAAGAAGAAAAUUGUUUUCAUUUAAUGACAAAAAUGCUACCACCUCUAUAUGUAAGAAUUCUAAAAUCAAGACUCAGAAUAAUAAAAAAUCAAAAAAAAGGCAAGCCGACUUGAUUAAGAACAAGGACCUUUCUACUUCUCGUCAUAAAAAAGCGCAAAGAUAUGUAUCCAAUUUACAAAGAUCAAUAUCGUCAAAGUCUUUGGUACCCGUACUAGCCCCGCUACAAACCACGAAACCUCUAGAAAUUGAUACAAAUUGCGAGGCCAUGGUUUCCGAAUCCAAGGAACCAACAGUAGGACCAAAGGGGCCAAAGAGCCCUUUAGUAAGGUAUACACCAUCCUUAAGAAGAACAAAUUCAUCCAUCAGAAGGGCUGCCUCUAUUUUAACCACAUCUGCUACUAUGACACCGGUAAACAACAGAAAUUCCUUUAUUUCUGUAUCAGAGAGUGUUAAUAAUGCUGUCACUCGCAACAGCAGUGCGUACUCUAGAUCAAGAUUGGUAAGAUCGAAACCCUCAACUUCCUUAAAUGCAAUCGCGAGACAACCAUCAAUUGUAGUAGAAAAUAGAGUAAUUCCAUUAUCUAUGAAUCGAUUCUCAAUAAAGGAAGAAGACGAAUAUGUCAUAGACACAACUUCUAUGAGGGAAUUAUCCCCGGUUAAUAGUGUUUCCUCAUCUGACUAUGACCAAAAAUCAUUAGCAAGCCAUUCAGAUUACGCGGAUGCAAUGGAAACAAUAGAAGCUAUAGACGAAGACGAAACUGGAAAUAGCAAAAGCAUACAAGAAGACAACUUGAAGAGCGAAAGUGUCUCCAAUGAUAUGAGUUACGAUUUGAUGAAGCAUUAUUUGAGCACAGUCAUUGCGCAAAGAAUCAUGCUCCGGGUGCAGAUUGCGCGUCUACAGGAUUCUAAAGACGCUGUUGUUUAUAUGAAUAAAUCUGCUGAAACAAACUCGACUAUCUAUGAAGAUCUCGUCGACUCCCUCUUAAUUGAAUAUGAGGCGGAUGGCAAUUCCUCCCAAAUACUUGAUGAUGUUUCAAUGAGAGAUGAGGAUGAAGAAGAAGAAGAAGAAGAAGAAGAAGAGGAAAAAGGGGACGUUUUAGUGGAAGAAAUAGACCAGUUAGCAAACUUAAGGCCGAUAGAAAAAGAAAGAAAUUUGAGCAUUACUUUGAGAUCACCAUUCGCCAUGUUAAACUCUGCCUAUUCUAAUAGCAUAAUAUCGUUGCCUACAGGGGCUGUCAAGAGGUCAUUGACUCUUCCUGUUGGCAUAAAAAUAUAA
This is a messenger RNA of Saccharomyces eubayanus, 2175 nucleotides long. RefSeq names its product Aim44p (gene AIM44). Lineage: Eukaryota; Fungi; Ascomycota; Saccharomycetes; Saccharomycetales; Saccharomycetaceae. The coding region runs from base 1 to 2175 and encodes 724 amino acids. The record is from RefSeq and is a predicted model, not a curated record. The transcript has a single exon.